GGUGAGCCACAGAGGAGGUGGUGGUGGUGGUGCGACUACUACCUCCAAAGCCCACCGCCUGGUGUUCAUUCUCCCAAUCAUUAUCAUCUUUGGAUUGCUUUCAUGGGUUUUCACUUCUCACGUGGUCUCUACUCCAAAGUCUUCAACAAAGAUUGGAUCCAGUUUUGUUGUUGGUGUUGAAGUGUACGGUACUCCAGUGGAAAAAAAUCACUCUCAGAUCAUUAAUGGGACAAGACAUUAUGCUAAUCUAGAGAGGCUGGAGGGGCGUCUACGACGAGCUCGUGUCGCGAUUAAGUUGGGAAACCGAUCACAAGAUUCCGACUACAUCCCUCAUGGACCAAUGUAUUGGAAUGCUAAUGCAUUUCACAGGAGCUAUAUUGAAAUGGAGAAACAGUUCAAGGUGUUUGUGUAUGGAGAAGGGGAACUUCCAUUGUUUCAUAAUGGUCCUUGCAAAAGCAUAUAUUCCAUGGAGGGGAACUUUAUACAUGAACUGGAGGUGAAUAAGCAAUUUCGGACGCUAGAUCCUGAUAAGGCAUAUGUUUAUUUUCUUCCCUUCAGUGUGACAAUGUUGGUUAAGUAUGUUUAUGUGCCCAACUCACAUGAUUUCGGUCCAAUCAAGCAAACAGUGAGAGACUAUGCGAGUCUUAUCUCCACCAAGUAUCCGUUCUGGAAUAGAAGCCUAGCAGCAGAUCACUUUAUGGUUGCUUGCCAUGAUUGGGGGCCAGAAGUUUCAAAAUCUAAUGAUUAUCUUGGUAGAAACUCGAUUAGGGUGCUAUGCAAUGCGAAUACAUCUGAAGGCUUCAACCCUUCUAAAGAUGUGUCUUUUCCGGAGAUCAACCUUCCAAAUGGAAACACACAUGGUUUAAUUGGUGGACCUUCUCCAAGGGUACGAACUGUGCUAGCUUUUUUUGCAGGAGGACUUCAUGGCCCUAUUAGGCCUCUAUUGUUGGAGUUGUGGGAGAACAAAGAUCAGGACAUGAUGGUGCACCAGUACCUUCCAAAGGGGGUUGAUUAUUAUAAGAUGAUGAGAAAGAGCAAGUUCUGUCUUUGUCCAAGUGGGUUUGAAGUUGCUAGUCCAAGGGUGGUUGAGGCGAUUUACACUGGCUGUGUUCCGGUGCUCAUCUCAGAUCAUUAUGUGGCUCCAUUUGGUGAUGCUCUGAACUGGAAAUCAUUCUCUGUUGAAGUUUCAGUUAAUGACAUUCCAAAUUUGAAAAGGAUACUCAUGAGCAUAUCUACAAGCCAUUAUCUAAGAAUGCAAAGAAGGUUGAUUCAAGUGAGGAAGCAUUUUGAGUUCAACUCUCCUCCAAAGCGAUUUGAUGUCUUCCACAUGAUUUUACAUUCUAUAUGGCUCAGAAGACUCAACGUCAGAGUUCAUGAUGGCCUGCCAACUUAACCAUGCACUUUGAGUUCUAGCUAGUAUUUAGCCGGUUUUUGGUUGGUCAAGUUUUUGUGUGCAGUGAUAUAUAGGAUGCACAGUAGGAAAUGCUUUCAUGUGAAAUCAAAGAAGCUUAACUUGUUCUGCAAGUCGUUAAAUUUAAAAGCAGAAAAUUUUUGUGCUCUUC
Messenger RNA from Rosa rugosa (rugosa rose), 1562 nucleotides. RefSeq names its product probable glycosyltransferase At5g03795. The record is from RefSeq and is a predicted model, not a curated record. Bases 341 to 1393 code for a protein of 350 amino acids. Gene Ontology annotation, molecular function: glycosyltransferase activity. NCBI's taxonomy places the organism in Eukaryota, Viridiplantae, Streptophyta, Magnoliopsida, Rosales, Rosaceae. The transcript is spliced from 4 exons.